GGGGCCGCUGUGGCGCAGCCGGGGCCCCGCGCCGUCAGCGCCCGGGGUCGGCGGGCCCUCUUGAGCACGGCCUUACCGGUUUGGCGGGGUGAAAGGUUGCGAAGAUGGCGACGGCCUUGAGCGAGGAGGAGCUGGAUAAUGAAGACUAUUACUCGUUGCUGAACGUGCGCAGGGAGGCCUCUUCUGAAGAGCUGAAAGCUGCCUACCGGAGGUUGUGUAUGCUUUACCACCCAGACAAGCACAGAGACCCAGAGCUCAAAUCACAAGCGGAACGACAGUUUAACCUUGUUCACCAGGCUUAUGAAGUGCUUAGCGACCCCCAAACCAGAGCCAUCUAUGAUAUAUAUGGGAAGAGAGGACUGGAAAUGGAAGGAUGGGAGGUUGUGGAGAGAAGGAGAACUCCAGCUGAGAUCAGAGAAGAGUUUGAGCGACUGCAGAGAGAACGGGAAGAGAGGAGACUGCAGCAGCGAACCAACCCCAAGGGAACCAUCAGUGUCGGAGUAGAUGCUACUGACCUUUUUGAUCGCUAUGAUGAGGAGUAUGAAGAUGUAUCUGGAAGUGGCUUUCCACAGAUUGAAAUUAAUAAGAUGCACAUAUCCCAGUCCAUUGAGGCACCCUUGACAGCCACAGACACGGCCAUCCUCUCCGGAAGUCUCUCCACCCAGAAUGGUAAUGGAGGGGGUUCCAUUAACUUCGCGCUCCGAAGAGUCACUUCCGCGAAGGGAUGGGGAGAGUUGGAAUUUGGAGCUGGAGAUCUCCAGGGGCCUUUGUUUGGUCUCAAGCUGUUCCGUAAUCUCACACCAAGAUGCUUUGUGACAACAAACUGUGCUCUGCAGUUUUCAUCCCGUGGAAUCCGUCCUGGCCUUACCACUGUCCUAGCUCGGAACCUGGACAAGAACACCGUGGGCUACCUGCAGUGGCGAUGGGGUAUCCAGUCAGCCAUGAACACUAGCAUUGUCCGGGACACUAAGACCGGCCACUUCACUGUGGCCCUGCAGUUGGGGAUCCCUCACUCCUUUGCACUGAUCAGCUAUCAGCACAAGUUCCAAGACGAUGACCAGACACGUGUGAAAGGAUCCCUCAAGGCAGGCUUCUUUGGGACAGUAGUGGAGUACGGGGCUGAGAGGAAGAUCUCCAGACACAGUGUCCUGGGUGCGGCUGUCAGCAUUGGAGUCCCACAGGGCGUUUCUCUUAAAGUCAAGCUCAACAGGGCCAGUCAGACCUACUUCUUCCCUAUUCAUCUUACGGACCAGCUUCUUCCCAGCGCUGUAUUCUAUGCCACUGUGGGGCCUCUCGUGGUCUACUUUGCUAUGCACCGUCUGAUCAUCAAACCAUACCUCAGGGCUCAAAAAGAGAAGGAGUUGGAAAAGCAAAGGGAGAGCACUGCCAAUGACAUCCUGCAGAAGAAGCAAGAGGCAGAAGCUGCUGUUCGGCUGAUGCAGGAAUCUGUCCGAAGAAUAAUUGAAGCAGAGGAGUCCAGAAUGGGGCUCAUCAUUGUGAAUGCCUGGUACGGGAAGUUUGUCAAUGACAAGAGCAAGAAGAAUGAAAAGGUGAAGGUGAUAGAUGUGACUGUGCCCCUGCAGUGCCUGGUGAAGGAUUCCAAGCUCAUCCUCACAGAGGCCUCUAAGGCUGGGCUGCCAGGGUUCUAUGACCCAUGUGUAGGAGAGGAGAAGAACCUGCGUGUGCUUUACCAGUUCCGAGGCGUGCUGCACCAGGUGAUGGUGCCUGACAGCGAGGCCCUGAGGAUACCCAAGCAGUCUCACAGGAUCGAUACAGAUGGAUAAACUGCUUGAGAAACUGAUUAAAGAGGCUGCAGACAAAAAUCUUUUCCAGGGAGUCUACCAAUUUGGAAGCAGGGAAAACCCAGACAUCAGAUGUUUUUAUUUUCUCCCUCGGGAAGGUGGCACCGUAUCAAUUAUGUGAAGGGACACACAGACGCCCAGCUCACGGGUGCUGUGGGUAGGACUGAGGAGCCCCACCCUGCCAGACCGCAGCAUGCUCACGUCUUUCUUCCCCAGGGAUCUCGUUCCUGGAGGGUCCUGGGCCACUCUUCGGGUCCCCCCAGGUCCUCAGCACACGUGCUGCCUGGAGUGAGUUCUUAGUCCGUCGGGAGGUAUUUAUGGACCAUCAGGACUGCUUUUCCUGAAGCCCACUGAACAUGGGAAACAUGGAGGAGAAGGAAGGCGUGUCACAUGCCCAGGCCUCCAGAGCAGGGGCAGAUGCUCAGUUGACUUCCCUCAAACCGCCUUUCUCUGCUGAAAUAUUAAGAGGUGAUCCUGGAGAGGACUGUGGGUUUAUAAAACUGCUUUUUAUCUGAGAACAAA
Molecule: messenger RNA, 2324 nt
Organism: Castor canadensis (American beaver)
Lineage: Eukaryota; Metazoa; Chordata; Mammalia; Rodentia; Castoridae
Gene: Dnajc11
Product: DnaJ heat shock protein family (Hsp40) member C11
Biological process (GO): cristae formation
Source: RefSeq, a predicted model, not a curated record